GCCAGAAUACAGAAAAGACGUUACAUAUAAUCCACUGACCUCGGCUCUCUAUAUCUCUCUAUGUAGGCUCUCGGACUCUCUGAGGGGAGAGUUUAUUCAGCCUCCGAGGAGAGAAACUGUGAGUCGUAGAGAGAGAGUGCGUUUUCUCUCUCCCUUUCCCAUCAAUGACCACCUGCCCUGUGAUCUGAUUCACUCUCGUUUUAGUCUUUUUUUAGCGUAUCUUUUCUCUCUCAGUUCUUGCGUAUGGGGAAUCUUUUGCUUGUAGAAACAUUGGAUUUGAUCGUAUAAAGAAAGGCAGGGUUUUUCCAGUGGAAAAUUUUGGGACUCCCUGGUUCAUAAUUAUCUUCUUUUUGCCUUCAAUGGAAGCUUGGUGAGCAUGGAGAAUAAAGUAGAACGCAAAAAAUAUUUGCAGCAAAUAAGUUACUGAAGGCUAUUAGAUUUGACUUCUGGAGGGCCAAAUGUUGGUGCAUGGAGAUUUUGACCUGAACUGUGUGCAAAGGGGUACCCAGUCACUUAAGCAAGUUUUAAAGCAGAAAAUUCUCAACCAGGAGGCUUUAUUUAGGAAUCAGGUCCAUGAACUCCAUCGGUUAUAUGAGAUACAAAAGGCACUGAUGCAGGAUACAGGUUAUACAGAGUUUGAUAGACACUAUUUCUAUAAUGCAAGGGGACGGUCAUCUAUAGUACCUCUUACGCCUCCAAAAAACUAUGAAUCAUUCGAAAAAGAAGCAAGGUUUUCAUCCAUGUCCAAGGUGGGCUCUGCACAAUUUACUGGGGAGGAACUUGUAGAACGGCAGCAUGGUGCAUGUGAGAUGAUUCAAUGGAGGUCUAUUGAUCAACAAAUUCCUGCCAAUGAUUUUAUAAGCUGUGUUGAUAAAAAUCUUCCAAAGAAUUAUAAUUGUUGGGAUAACUCAAGUAAAAUUUUGGAAUUCAAGCAUCCUCAUUUUGAUGGUAAUGGCUUAGAUCCAGAGUCACUGGAGCUCUCCCUGAGACUUGGAGAUGAAAAUAGGAGAAAAUGGAGUGCAAUGAGAACUUUGUUUGAUAAAAAGACUUAUUCUGGCCCUCAAAAUUUCAUUGACUUGGAAGAACCAACUGAGAUGAUAUCAAAUGGUAACAAGAAACAUGCAACUUCUCCUGGCUGCACUGCUCCAACACCGUUUUUGGUGGCCAAACUUGAGUCAAAGUUUUCUGUCGUAUCUGAUCCUACCAUUUCAAAAAGUGUUGCCAAAGAUCUAGCUCCAGAGAUUGGAGAGAUUAGCUCCAUGGUCGAUGACUGCGAAUACUUUCAUGAUCGAAACUCUGUCAAUAAAGCAUUUAAAGGACAUCACAAGGAUAUCCUAUGGGAAGGUCUCUUCAACAAAAAGCAGGAUUUUACUUCGGGGAAAGCAGGUCAUGUGGACCUUUCCAAAGUUCAGUUGGAUCACUUGUCUUGUUACUCAAAUGACCCUGUUGUUGAAUAUGAAUCGUCGGUUGUGGUUCGAGAAAAUGAUGCAGUCAAUCUUGCUUUGAUGGAUUCUAGCAGUGACAUUAUUAGAGAAAAAAUUUGGGAGAGAAAAUCCAAAUCAAUUGAAAAAGUUGAUAGUGAAAUGUGUCUUUCUGGUUCUAAUUCGACUGUGUUAAGGCACUCGAUAGGUCCUUGUGAAAACCUUGACCACCAGUGUGGUGAAGAUAAGAAUGAAGAGGUUGGGUUGAAAUCAGAACUUCAAAAGUGUGCUGUUACUGGACAAGCAGGGUGUGAGAACAGUUAUGUAGAAGCUAAUGAGGCAUUGGGUGGUUCUCAUCAAAACCAAAAUACAUUUCAAGAUGGACAUGGUGACAAAUCUUAUGCUUCCUGCAAGUCUAUCCGCAUUUCUGAUAAUGAUUCGAGCAGUGAGACUAGGAAAUCUGAGGUUUUGGCUGUAAGUUCAAAAUUUUCUGGUUUCAAUCAGUAUUCAGGAACCGACUUAGGCUCUCAAGUUAUAGAAACCACAGCAAGUGACCAUGACAGGAGAUCUUCUAACAGUGGUGACAUGAAACAUAAAAGCUGCGACAACAAAGAUUCUGCCGAAGUUGAUUGUUUGAUCGAAAUAGCAGCCCAAUCACUUCUACAAAUCUCUUUGGACAAUUCGUCUUACCUAGAUCCUCGUAAACAAGCAGGAUCCAAUGAGAUGGAAAAUAACAAGGAGGAGCUGCCUCAGUGUUCUUCUGAUUCUUAUGAGUUAAUGGUUCUGCAGCUAACAGAAAGCACCGUGGAUGACGAUUCUGUAUCCUCAAAGCUAUUUGAAGUAAACGAAAAGGAAACUAGGGAUUUUAGUAUGAAGUUGAGAAGAGGACGAAGAAUGAAAGAUUUCCAGAAGGAGAUAUUGCCUGGUUUGGCUUCUCUUUCCAGGCACGAAAUUCGUGAAGAUAUAAAUAUCAUGGAGGCGGUUCUGAGAUCAAGAGAGUAUCGAAAAAUGAGAGCCAAGACGGCAGAUAAAAGGGACUGGUGCACACCUGUUCGAAGCAAACGAUCGAGACUGAAUUACGCUGGACGAAGAAAUAUUUCAUGAUAGUUCAGUUUGAAGUGAAACAGCAUGCAGAGGCUAUUUCAAUAAUCUGAACUCUGAAGCCAUGACAUGCAAGUCAUAGUGGAUAAACCCUACCUUACACAUAGACCCACGCAAUGAACUUUUAUUGGAUAUAAACAGUUGUUGAUUUGUAUACUGAUAUAGCGGGACUUUUUGAACAUAGGUCACUGAUUUGAGAAUUCUGCAUAUUCUCACUAGUCUAAUCAUCACUGCAGCGUAUUAUAAUCCUACAGCAUUAUAGUUGA
Tripterygium wilfordii is the source of this 2788-nucleotide messenger RNA. RefSeq lists its product as uncharacterized. The transcript has 5 exons. Bases 459 to 2525 code for a protein of 688 amino acids. NCBI's taxonomy places the organism in Eukaryota, Viridiplantae, Streptophyta, Magnoliopsida, Celastrales, Celastraceae. The record is from RefSeq and is a predicted model, not a curated record.